AAGCAAAACAAUGGGCUCACAGCAGCAUCUUCUUUGAUACUGGGAUGCCUACGAAAUAGCCAAUAUUUUCCCGAAGAUUCAAGGUUUUAUCCAAUUCGGAAAUUGCCGCUUUUUAAUGCGUGCGGCUUCCGGUCCUGUGCCAAGAUAGAACAUGUCGACUUCAAGCAAUGCAUCCUCUAAUCUACUGAACCGUCUCAGGAAGAACCAAGAUUCUCGAGAUGAGGCACCACUGUACCGAGAAGAAUUGCCUUCAUCAACAACCUCCAUCCCCUUGCUAGAUUCAACUACGAAAACCAGCCCUUUUCAGUAUUUUAGAACACCAGAGUUUCGUCACCGAGCUCGAACAUACUCACUUGGCCUACUUGUGCGACUUCUGACAUUGAUAGUAAUUAUAGGAGUUUUAGCAGCAAUCGGCAUAGGUUUGACAUACACGGAUGGGCUCCCAGAUCCAGACGACUACUCUAACCUGCAAUUUAACUGGACAACGAAUCCAUCUAGUUAUCUUCGGCCCUUCAACACCACUUUCCAAUACAAUGUUCUGCUGGACGGGCAUUCACACUCAACAUAUAGCGACGGAAGAAUGAGCGUUAGACAGCUUCUAGAUUGGCAUAUUGCCAACGGCUAUAAUGCCGUGAUAGUAUCGGAUCACAAUACUAUCGAGGGCGGGCUUGCAGCAGAGAAAUUGGCUUUGGCCGAAUACAACUCUUCCAUAGUGGUUAUUCCCGCUAUAGAAUACUCAUGCUGUCGGCUUCAUAUGAAUUUGAUUGGAAUUAAUCAAACUGUAACCAUUGGACCACCAGUUCCAACAGAUCAAGACUUACAAGCUGUCAUUAAGCAAGUCCAUGAUUUAGGCGGGAUUGUCAUUGUCAACCAUAUACCCUGGAGUAACACCACCGAGGAUGGGUAUGAGGUUCCAAGGCUUCCCAACCAUCCAUCUUUAUCGGAUUUAAAGGCGUGGGGAGUAGAUGGAUUUGAAAUCAUCAACCAAGGUACCUUUGAUUAUCCAACCAUGCAGUUUUGCCAGGAAAACAACUUGAUUCAAAUGACUGGAACCGAUGUCCACUAUCCCAAUGUACCAGCAAACGCUUGGACGUUGAUUCAGACUGCAAACUAUACGAAAGAGUCUAUUCUCAAUGAAAUUAAGGCACGGAGAACAAGCUUUUUGUUUGAUCCCACCGGAACGAAUACUCGAUCGUACCCGAGUGAGAACUCUGCCUAUUGGAAGUUAGCUCCGCUCACUACGCUUGGUGACUACUUCAACAGUUUCUAUAGUGAUAGCAAAGGCAUGUAUAGCUUCCAAGGGACUUUUUGUCAACCCGAAGUUUUAGAAGUUCAUAACAGCAUGAUUGGAUGGUUUAUAUUUUGGCUAUUCAUCUCUGUUGUUGUUUUUGAACUUGUCAGAGCCGGUGUCAUGGCUUUGUGGUCUUUAGUGCGCCGUAAAACCUCCAUUUCAUCCCAAUAAUAUAUAAUGUAUAUUUUUCGUCUAUCAUAUCCAAAUAUUAAACGUUCACACCAGUGCUCUUCCGUGUCUUAAGUGGUGUAUCAUCUGGCAUUAAUCUGACA
This is a messenger RNA of Umbelopsis ramanniana AG, 1563 nucleotides long. RefSeq lists its product as uncharacterized. The record is from RefSeq and is a predicted model, not a curated record. The transcript is spliced from 5 exons. Bases 152 to 1462 code for a protein of 436 amino acids. Gene Ontology annotation, molecular function: 5'-3' RNA exonuclease activity; 5'-3' DNA exonuclease activity. Lineage: Eukaryota; Fungi; Mucoromycota; Umbelopsidomycetes; Umbelopsidales; Umbelopsidaceae.